AUGACUAUUCGUAUGUUUCAUUUUUCCAACCCUCAUGUAUUUUCUAAAAGGUGUCUCUGCUAUGCGGAACCACAGAAUCUCACAGGUGCACUGGAAUUCCUCCUUCUGGGGUUCUCAGAUCAUCUAGAACUUCAGCCUCUAACUUUAAGCCUGUUCCUGGCCAUGUACCUGGUGACCGUGCUGGGGAACCUGCUCAUCAUAUUGGCCGUCGGUUCUGACUCCCACCUCCACACACCCAUGUACUUCUUCCUCUCCAUCCUGUCUAUGGCUGACAUUGGCUUUACUUCUACCACUGUCCCAAAGGUGAUUUGGGACAUUCAAACUCAUUGCAGAGUCAUUUCCUAUGCUGGCUGCCUGAUUCAAUUGUCUUUUUUUUAUUUUUUUGGAUGUUUGGACAGUGUACUCCUAACUGUGAUGGCCUAUGAUCGGUUUGUAGCUAUUUGUCACCCCCUGCACUACACGGUCAUCAUGAACCCCCGCCUCUGUGGCCGGCUGGUUCUGGUGUCUUUUUUGAUCAGCCUUUUGGACUCUCAACUGCACUUCUUGAUAAUAUCACAGCUUUCCUUUUGCACAAAGGUGGAAAUUCCUCAUUUCUUCUGUGACCCUCCACAACUCCUCAAGCUUGCUUGUAAUGACAACUCUACCAAUAAAAUAUUAGUUUAUUUUAUUGGUGCUAUCUUUGGUGGUAUUCCAGUCUCAGGUAUCUUUUUCUCUUACUAUAAAGUUGUUUCCUCCAUUCUGAGAGUCCCAUCAUCAGGUGGGAAGUAUAAAGCCUUCUCCACCUGUGGCUCUCACCUGUCAGUUGUUUGUUUAUUUUAUGGAACAGGCCUUGGGGUGUAUCUCAGUUCUACUGUGUCACAUUCUCCCAGAAUGAGCGCAGAGGCCUCAGUGGUGUAUGCUGUGGUCACCCCCAUGCUGAACCCCUUCAUCUACAGCCUGAGGAACAGGGACAUCAAGAGGGCCAUGCAGAGGCUCCUCAGCAGAACAGCCUAG
Messenger RNA from Pteronotus mesoamericanus, 993 nucleotides. Its product is annotated as putative gustatory receptor clone PTE01. Gene Ontology annotation, cellular component: plasma membrane. The record is from RefSeq and is a predicted model, not a curated record. Bases 1 to 993 code for a protein of 330 amino acids. NCBI's taxonomy places the organism in Eukaryota, Metazoa, Chordata, Mammalia, Chiroptera, Mormoopidae. The transcript is spliced from 2 exons. Gene Ontology annotation, biological process: G protein-coupled receptor signaling pathway. Gene Ontology annotation, molecular function: G protein-coupled receptor activity; olfactory receptor activity.